Tupaia belangeri chinensis (Chinese tree shrew) is the source of this 3552-nucleotide messenger RNA. RefSeq names its product DEAD-box helicase 59 (gene DDX59). The coding region runs from base 290 to 2152 and encodes 620 amino acids. NCBI's taxonomy places the organism in Eukaryota, Metazoa, Chordata, Mammalia, Scandentia, Tupaiidae. The record is from RefSeq and is a predicted model, not a curated record. Gene Ontology annotation, molecular function: RNA helicase activity; nucleic acid binding; ATP binding. Gene Ontology annotation, cellular component: cytosol. The transcript has 8 exons.
UUUCAGGUGUAGACAGGUAUAGCUACUGCUCGCUCUCUGGAGCCAGUGCCCGGCUUCUCCACUGGAGAGUGGUGUGAGCUUAAUCUCUAGGCGGCUGAAUUUCUUCAUGUGUCGAAUGCGUUGUGUAUGUACACACUCACAUGCACGUUUGUUUUACUGUGCUUUAUUACAUAAUAUGCCACGCAAUACUUUGUGUGAAAUACAUAACAGUAUAAAAUGUGUAUCUGUGCACGUCUACAGAGGAGGGGAGUACUAACCUACUUUACAUGCUCCUGAAGAAUAUUGAAAGAUGUUUGUUCCAAGAUCUUUAAAAAUCAAGAGGACUGCUAGCGAUGAUGGCAAAAGCUGUGCAGCUAAGAAAAUCAAACCAGAAGCAGACGACCUUCCGCUGGACAAAGGUAGCGAUGUUCCAGUUGAUGCUUUAGCGACAGAAGAAGCUACAACACCCCACAGGCACAGCAGUGAACCUUGCCCCUCGCCCAGGCCAGCUGGCCAAAUGGCUGAGGUUUCUUUGGUAGGAUCUGAGCAGGGUUCCCAGGACAGCCACCCUGCUGAGGAGCCUGUGAAGUCAUUUUCCAAAACCCAGCGCUGGGCGGAACCUGGGGAACCCGUCUGUGUUGUCUGUGGGCGUUAUGGAGAGUAUAUCUGUGACAAGACGGACGAAGAUGUGUGCAGCUUGGAGUGUAAAGCAAAACAUCUUCUCCAAGUUAAGGAAAAGGAAGAGAAAUUAAAACUCAGCAGUCCACAGGAGGCUGGCCCUGAGCCAGUCUUUCCACUUAAUGCUUUGUAUGUCUACAAAGAGCACCCCUUUAUUUUGAACCUUCGAGAGGACCAGAUAGAAAAUCUUAAACAGCAGCUGGGAAUUUCAGUUCAAGGGCAGCAAGUCGCCAGGCCCAUUAUUGACUUUGAACAUUGUGGUUUCCCCGAGGCCUUAAAUCUCAACUUGAAGAAGUCAGGCUACGAGGUGCCAACCCCUGUCCAAAUGCAAAUGAUUCCCGUGGGGCUUCUGGGAAGAGACAUCCUGGCCAGUGCUGAUACUGGCUCAGGAAAGACCGCCGCUUUCCUUCUUCCCGUUAUCAUCCGAGCUUUAUUUGAAAGCCAAACUCCGUCCGCACUCGUUCUCACACCCACAAGAGAGUUGGCCAUUCAGAUAGAGAGGCAAGCGAAAGAGCUGAUGAGUGGCCUGCCACGCAUGAAGACUGUGCUUCUCGUAGGGGGCCUGCCCUUGCCCCCACAGCUUCACCGUUUGCGACAACACGUUAAGGUGAUCGUAGCGACCCCUGGGCGACUUCUGGACAUAAUCAAGCAGGGCUCUGUAGAGCUCCACGGCAUAAAAAUUGUAGUAGUAGAUGAAGCUGAUACCAUGUUAAAGAUGGGCUUUCAACAGCAAGUGCUUGACAUUUUGGAAAACGUUCCUAAUGAUUGUCAGACCAUUUUGGUUUCAGCCACAAUUCCAACUAGCAUAGAACAACUUGCAAACCGGCUUCUGCACGACCCUGUGAGAAUUACCACCGGAGGAAAGAACCUACCUUGCUCCAAUGUGCGUCAGAUUAUUUUGUGGGUGGAAGACCCAGCCAAGAAGAAAAAAUUAUUUGAAAUCUUAAAUGAUAAGAAACUCUUUAAGCCCCCGGUGUUAGUAUUCGUGGAUUGCAAGCUGGGAGCAGAUCUGUUGAGUGAGGCAGUUGAGAAAAUCACGGGCCUGAAAAGCACAUCUAUACACUCGGAGAAGUCACAAACAGAAAGGAAAAACAUACUGAAGGGAUUACUUGAAGGAGACUACGAAGUUGUAGUGAGCACAGGAGUCCUGGGACGAGGCCUGGACUUGAUCAGUGUCAAGCUGGUUGUCAAUUUUGAUAUGCCUUCAAGCAUGGAUGAGUACGUGCAUCAGGUUGGAAGAGUGGGGAGAUUAGGUCAAAAUGGAACAGCGAUUACUUUCAUCAAUAAUAAUUCAAAAAGACUCUUCUGGGAUGUUGCAAAAAGAGUAAAACCCACAGGAUCCAUUCUUCCCCCACAGUUACUAAACUCUCCUUACCUUCAUGACCAGAAGAGAAAGGAGCAACAGAAAGAUAAACAGACACAGAGUGAUCUGGUUACAGGCGCUAAUCUUAUGGACAUUAUUAAAAAACAUGAUAAGAAUAGUUCUCAGAAAUGAUUUGUUAUGCCACUUGGAGUAAUGCUUUAGGUGUUAAUUUUUGUCAGCAAAAUUUCUAUAAAUUAUUACAGUAUGAUUUGAGCAGAUGGAAAUGUACAUGAAAUGUGAAAAUCUAAAAUAUCCUUUUUAAAACUUUAUACAGCAAUAUUGUAUUUAUUUCCCUUCCUAAUUCUCAUAAAUUUUAAAUGAUAUGAGGAAAUGAAUUGCUAAAUAAAAUGAUAAAAGUGCUUUUGCUUUUGUUUUUAAAUAGUCUUCAGAGUUACUGUCAAAACUAGAAGCUUCUGCAGCAAGGAAUGGCUCAGGAUGGUGAUUCUUCACUUGAAGCAGUAAGUGAAUGAGUAUUAGGAAGGAAAUAAAUGAUAGAAACUAGAAAAAAUGAUUGGAACUACUUUUGAAGAUAAAAUAGAAAUGUCUUUCUAUUCUCAGUUGUUUUUCCUUUAGCUCUGUUGACUUAACUUUUUAUAUUUAAUAUGAGCUGCUUAUCAAAAUAAUGACAAAUUAUGUUAAUGUUGCUUUACUGUUAUAGCUUUAUGUUAAUGUCACUUUGCCAAUUCAGUGAAAAAUGUUAAAUACUGGAAGGAAGGAUGGUUGUUUGACUUGGAGUCAUUUUCACUUUUAGUUUCUUUUAAAACAGUUAGCAUUGUGCCAGCCCUGUAGUCUGGUGGUUAAGGGAGACAGAUUCCACAGGGCCAGGUGCAAUUCAAAUCCUUGCUCUAGCGCAUCUCGAAAAACAUGCCAGGUACGUGUGCAUGCAGGCCCCACCUCCCGACAGAGUGAAGAAAUGGAGGCGAAGGGAUUGGGACAGAGCGAUCACCAUACCUGUUGAAAGUGCUCUCUCCUCCCUCCCUGUCUUUCUGGCUAGAGCACAUGCCCUCUGGCGAACUUAUUAAGAAAGUAAAAAACUGUUAGCAUCCACUUAGUUGGGGAAUUUGUGGAUAGUUUGUUAGACAGAUAUUGACACUUAAACAAGCUUUAUAGCCUCAGCAUUUGUGCAGAGAGGGUCUGGGAGGUUUAUAAUGGAAAACUAACAGGAGGCCCUGUUUAGUUUGUUUCUUAGUACCGUCUCCACCACUGGGAAAGGGGUGGGGGUCCCCACAGAGGUAUGAGCUCCCAGACGCUGGCUGUCUUUGUAUCUGCUGACUGUUAAGUGGUAUGUCUGAUUCCAGGAGGACCAGGGAGGCUGCUGUAAGGGGCCAGGGUGCGACAGCGAAGGUGCUUUGGGAGGCCACACUCCAAAGCCUUGGGACAAUGUUUAAAAUGCUCUAAACAUGGCAAUAAUAACUACUAGAAAAAUGGACAGCUUUUUACGAGACUCAAAAAAUCAUUCAUAAAAGUCGUACGACCAGCGAAUCAGCCUUUACAGGAGUCUAAGCAAAAAUAAAUACUGUCUUAGAACAGCA